Molecule: messenger RNA, 2748 nt
Organism: Colletotrichum higginsianum IMI 349063
Lineage: Eukaryota; Fungi; Ascomycota; Sordariomycetes; Glomerellales; Glomerellaceae
Product: DEAD/DEAH box helicase
Exons: 12
Coding region: 1-2748 (915 amino acids)
Molecular function (GO): ATP binding; nucleic acid binding
Source: RefSeq, a predicted model, not a curated record
AUGGCCUCCAAUAACGGCAUAUGGCAUAAGACUUCCGUUGAGGUCGUCAAAGAGCAGAGCCACAGUCGCCAUACCAUUGCUGGACAAAAACGGCCUCGCUCAGAAUCCGAACAUCCCACUGCACCGAGACCGACAACGCUGCCGAGCCAUACGACGCAUGUGCAUCGAGCGUCGAGUCUGCCUACAGGCCCUCCAAAGCUCACAGCAAGCCCGAUAAUCUCCUUGGCCGUUGCUCCCCAGGUCCCUUCUGAAUAUAGUCAGCGACGGAAUGUCCCGUCCACGCCAUCUUCGUCUUCGGACCCAUUGCUUGCUCUCGCUCAUCCAUUUUACGGGCUUCCUCGGCAGUUGGUACGGAACUUUUACAGCCUUGGUAUUAGAAUCAUGUACCCGUGGCAAAAGACUUGCCUGCGAGGACCAGGUCUUCUUGCCGGGGAGAGAAACCUUGUCUACAGCGCCCCAACUGGAGGUGGGAAGUCUUUGGUGGCUGAUGGCAAGUCAGCUCCUUUUCCUAGGGUGCUCGAGGACAAGAAUGCCAAAGUCCUGCUUAUCCUGCCUUACGUGGCACUCGUGCAAGAAAAAGUGCGUUGGUUGCGGAAUAUUGUUCAAGGCGUAUCGAAACCCAAGGAUGAGGUUGAGGAUACGAAACGUAUAUGGAGAAGACGGGCCGAUGAAGACUCAAUCAGGGUCAUUGGCUUUUUUGGGGGGAGCAAAAUCAAACCCACUUGGUCCGACUUUGAUAUUGGGGUCUGUACCAUUGAGAAGGGCAACGCACUCGUCAACACAGCGAUUGACGAUUGUUCAAUCAAGCAUCUGAAGGCGGUUGUCUUGGAUGAGCUCCACAUGAUCGACGAUGAUCACCGCGGAUAUCUCAUGGAGUUGAUGGGGACCAAACUUCUUACCUUGCCUCAGCCGAUACAGAUCAUCGGCAUGAGUGCUACCAUGUCUAACAUCAAUCUCCUGGCCAGUUGGCUCGGGGCUCAUUCGUAUGAGACACGCUACCGCCCAGUGCCGAUCGAAGAACAUCUUGUUUAUGAUGGAAAUGUUUACCCGGCAGCGACGACGAGUGAGCUGCUCAAUACAGCCAGUCGCUUGAAAACAGGAACACAGCCAGCACAACAGGCUUCGAGGGCGGUACGACGGGUUGAGCCAUCGAGCCACAAGGAGUUCCAAGACCCAGUGCUGAACGCCGUUGUCUCACUCGCCAGCGAGACAGCCAGAGCGGGAUACGGAGCUCUGGUAUUUGCCAGCAGUCGUUACGGUUGUGAAUAUGACGCCCGAUGGAUUGCCAGAGUCAUGCCGACGCAGGACGAGCUCGAUCCCGACCUGGUCGAAAAACGUGUAGAUUUACUUGCGGAGCUACGCAGUCUCGGGACGGGUCUUGACCCGGUACUCGAGGAGACGGUGCCCAUGGGUGUGGCAUUCCAUCAGGAACGUGAUCUGAUUGCCAAUGCAUACGACGCCGGUGUUAUCAAAGUGUGCAUAGCCACGUGUAGCCUGGCAGCCGGCAUCAACUUACCGGCACGAAGAGUGAUUCUCCAUAAUGCCCGCAUGGGCCGAGAUUUUGUCGGGCCUUCAAUGCUCCGGCAGAUGCGAGGACGAGCCGGUCGGAAGGGGAAGGACGAAGUCGGAGAGACCUACCUGUGCUGCCGAAAGGACGAUCUCGAGCAGGUAGUCGAGCUCAUGCAUGCCGAAAUGCCCCAGAUCACAAGCGGUCUAAUGACAGACAAACAGCGAAUUCAGAGGGCUUUGCUAGAGGUCAUUGCCGUGAGGUUAGCAACAAGCAGAUGUGCGCUCGACGAGUACGUGAGCAAGACGUUGCUGAGCCACUCUGGCUCUUUCGACUCUCUGCGGAGCUGCGUUGAAGCGAGCCUGCAAAACCUUCAAGCAACCAAUUUUGUGACGACAGAUGUUUGCGGCAACUACCAACCAACGAAACUAGGCAAGGCAAUUGUAGCGUCUGCUCUGGAUCCCGAUGAUGGGGUUUUCAUUCACAAAGAACUGGAGAGGGCACUCCAGGCAUUCGUCAUGGAUGGGGAAAUGCAUAUCCUCUAUACCUUCACCCCUGUUCAGGACUUCGGCCACAACAUCAACUGGCGAGUGUUCCGGAACGAGAUGGAGAACCUUGACGGCAGCGGGCAUCGAGUUCUCGGGUUCCUCGGACUCAAACGUGCUGUGAUCAACCGGCUGGCGCAGGGUAGCACACUGAAAGAAGCGACUGCCGAGGAGAAAGAGACGGCUCGUGUGCACCGUCGGUUCUACAUGGCCUUUGAAUUACGAGACUUGUGCAACGAGAUGCCUAUCCACGCCGUUGCGCGCAAGUACGACGUGCCCCGGGGCGCCGUCCAGACUCUUUCGCAGACGUGCCAUGGGUUUGCAGCUGGGAUGAUCAAGUUCUGCGAACACAUGGGCUGGGGAAUGAUGGCUGCCGCGCUGGAUCACUUUUCGGACAGGUUAAGAGCAGGCGCCAAAGCAGAUUUGCUGGCCUUGGCGCAAAUCACAUUCGUCAAGAGCAGGACAGCGAGAGUUUUCUGGGAAAACGGCUUUCGCAGCGUUGCGGCCGUCGCGAACGCAGACCCCAACGAACUUUUGCCGAUUCUCAUGCAGGCCCAACCGAGUAAACUGCGCAUCAAGGAGCAGGAAAGCAUGAAAUACGAGGAAAAGCUCAUGGCCAAGGCUAAGGUCAUUUCAGACUCGGCCAACCGACUGUGGCAAAUCCAGAUGCAACAGGAGGUCUACGAGGAAGAAUAA